AUGCGCGCGCAUGAUUGGAAUGCGCCCGGCCGCCGCCAUAAGGGCAGAACGGGCCGGCGGCCGCGCAGCCGCCUGGCCCCGCAUGCGGCCGCGUCAGCGCGUUCCGCGGUAAUCCUCGAGCCGAUAAAACCUGCAAAUCCUGCGGUCGUUCUCACUCAAGGUAAAGCUGGCUGCUGGACAGAUCAAGUCCUGGUGAAAAGGAGUCACUGCAAGGGCGCCACUGAGGCAUUAACGGCAGAGCAUUCCACAUUCAAGCAGCAUAUCAGACUUGAAAGAUGGAUUUUGAUUAUGAGGAGCAAGAGAAUGUGGUGCCCAUCAAAGCAGCAAAGGCCGCAAAAGCAAAAGCUGCAAAGCCCAGCAAUGGGCCUCCACUCCAAAGCAUCUCCGCUCACAACAGAUGUCAAGUUUGUGCCUGGGCUGUACAAGAUCUUUGAUGAGAUCCUGGUGAACGCCGCAGACAACAAGCAGCGGGACUCCAGCAUGGACUCGCUCAAGGUCACCAUCGAUCCUGAGAGCAACACUAUCAGCGUGUACAACAACGGAGCGGGCCUGCCGGUCGAGGUUCACGCCGAGGAAGGCGUCUACGUGCCUGAGCUGGUCUUUGGGCAUCUGCUCACAAGCAGCAACUACGACGACUCUCAGAAGAAGACCACGGGCGGCAGGAAUGGGUAUGGAGCGAAGCUGACCAACAUUUUCUCCACCGAGUUUGUGAUUGAGACGGCGGAUGGGGCGAGGGGCCGCAAGUACAAGCAGGUCUUCUCAAACAACAUGGGCGUGAAGGGCAAGCCAGAGAUCAAGAGCUGCAAGCCAACCGACAACUGGACACGGGUCACAUUCAAGCCGGACCUCUCUAAGUUCAACAUGGACCAUCUAGAAGCUGACGUUGUUGCGUUGAUGAGCAAGCGUGUUUGUGACAUGGCCGGGUGUCUCGGCAAGACGGUCAAGGUGGAGCUGAACGGGAGCAGGCUUCCGAUCAAGGACUUCAGCGACUACGUCAACAUGUUUAUGCGGCCAACCAACAAUGCGAGGAAGGAGCAGGGCCAGCCCGAGCUGGACCGCUUCUACCACAAGACUGACCGCUGGGAAGUGGUAGUGUCCCAGAGCGGGGGGCAGUUCCAGCAGGUCAGCUUCGUGAACAGCAUCUGCACGACGAAGGGAGGCUCCCAUGUGAACUACGUCACGGACCAGGUCGUGAACCACGUGAUGGACUGGAUCAAGAACAGCAAGAAGAAGGACGUCAAGUCCGCGGGCGUCAAGAACUUUCACGUGAAGAACCACCUGUGGGUGUUUGUCAACGCGCUCGUCGACAACCCCGCGUUCGACUCGCAAACCAAGGAGACGCUCACGACUCGCCAGGCGCAGUUCGGGUCCACGUGUCAGUUGCCGGAGAAGAUCCUCAAGAACGUUGUGAACUCGGACAUCGUGCAUGCGGCGCUGUCCGUGGCGUCCGCGAAGCUGCAGAAGGACCUCAAGAAGACGGACGGCGCGAAACGCACGCGCCUGGUGGGCAUCCAGAAGCUGGACGACGCCAACGACGCAGGCGGCAGAUACUCCGCGGACUGCACGCUCAUCCUCACCGAGGGCGACUCCGCCAAGACCCUUGCGGUGAGCGGGCUGGGCGUGGUUGGGCGCGACAAGUACGGCGUGUUCCCGCUGCGCGGCAAGCUGCUGAACGUGCGCGACGCGAGCACGAAGCAGAUCACGGACAACGCGGAGAUCAGCCUGAUCAAGCAGAUCAUGGGCCUGCAGCACGGCAAGGUCUACGAGGACACCAAGGCGCUGCGCUACGGCCACCUCAUGAUCAUGACCGACCAGGACCACGACGGGUCGCAUAUUAAGGGCCUCCUCAUCAACUUCUUGCACUCCUUCUGGCCGUCGCUGCUCAAGAUCCCGGGCUUCCUCCUCGAGUUCAUCACGCCCAUCGUCAAGGCGACCCACGGAAACCAGAAGCUGUCGUUCUACACCAUCCCCGAGUACGAGAGCUGGAAGGAGUCCCUGGGCCCGGCCGCCAAAAACUGGAGCAUCAAGUACUACAAAGGUCUUGGUACAUCCACCCCGUUGGAGGCGAAAGAGUACUUUGCGGACCUUGACAUGCACCAGAAGGAGUUCCGUUGGACCGGAGAGCAGGACGGCGACUGCAUCGAGCUGGCCUUCAGCAAGAAGAAGAUUGAGGCGCGCAAGGCCUGGCUCUCCAACUGCGAGCCGGGCACGUUCCUGGACCAGAGCGUGGACGUCAUCCCGUACCACGACUUCGUGAACAAGGAGCUCAUCCUGUUCUCCAUGGCCGACCUGGCCCGCUCCAUCCCUUCCGCCGUCGACGGGUUCAAGCCGGGCCAGCGGAAGAUCCUCUUCGGCUGCUUCAAGCACAAGGUCAAAAAGUCGGUCAAGGUGGGCAUUUUGCAGGGCAUCAUCAGCUCGAGCACGGCGUACCACCACGGCGACACCAGCCUGCAGGCGACCAUCAUCGGCAUGGCGCAAAACUUUGUGGGCAGCCAGAACAUCAACGUGCUCAACCCGGAGGGCAUGUUCGGCUCCAGGCUCAUGGGCGGCAAGGACGCCUCUCAGCCGCGGUACAUCUCGACCCGGUUGGAGAAGGUCGCGCGCGCGAUCUUCCCGCAGCUGGACGACAACGUGCUGACGUACCUGGAUGACGACGGCCUCUCCAUAGAGCCGCAGUGGUACGUGCCCAUUCUUCCGAUGGUGCUGGUCAACGGCAGCGAGGGCAUCGGCACCGGGUGGAGCAGCUUCGUGCCGCAGUACAACCCGCGCGAGAUCGCGGAGAACAUCAAGCGCAUGCUGGACGGCCAGGAGCCGACGCCCAUGACGCCCUGGUACCGGGGAUUCACGGGCACGAUCGAGAAGAACGGCGACAAGUCGUACACGCUCAGCGGGCGCAUCAGCAAGGUGGACGACACGACCCUGGAGAUCACGGAGCUUCCGGUGCGGCGGUGGAGCACGGACUACAAGGAGUUCCUCGAGGGCCUGCUCACCGGCGGGGAGAAGAACGAGCAGCCCUUCAUCAAGGACUACCGCGACAACGGCGGCGACUUCAAAGUCCAGUUCACGGUGCAGCUAAGCGAGGAGCGGAUGAAGGAGGCGGAGGCGGCGGGGCUGCUGAAGAAGUUCAAGCUGACCACCACCGUCAGCACCAGCAACAUGCACCUCUUCAACAGCAAGGGCAAGAUCACCAAGUACGACACGCCCGAGCAGAUUCUGGCCGACUUCUUCCCCCUGCGCCUCGAGUACUACAAGAAGCGGAAGGCGUACAUGAUGGAGGACGCGCGCUUCGAGGUGCGCAAGAUCAGCAACCGCGUGCGCUUCAUCCUGGACGUCGUCGAGAAGCGGCUCGAGGUGCGCAACCGCAAGAAGGCCGACCUCGUCGCGGAGCUCGCGCACAAAGGCUUUGACGCCAUGCCCAAAGCGCGCAUGAAGCGCGCGCACGUCGCGCAGCCGGCCGCGGAGGACGGGGAUUCCGAUGGCGAGGGCGCGGACGCGGCCGCGAAGGCGCCCGACGGCGCGAGCUACGACUACCUGCUGUCGAUGCCGCUGUGGACGCUGACGGCGGAGCGGGUGCAAGACCUGCUGCGGACGAAGCAGGAGGAGGAGACCAAGCUGGCCGACCUGGAGGGCCUGCCCGAGGCGACCAUGUGGCGGACCGAUCUCGACUACUUCCUCCAAGUGCUCGACGAGAAGGACGUGGAGGACGCGGAGCAGGCGGCGUCCCACAUGAAGAACGCGGCCAAGGGGAACAAGAGCCGAAAAGGCGCCGGCAAGCCGGGCAAGGCGGCGGGCAAGAAGAAGAAGAAGGGCGACGACUCAGGGGAAGAGAGCGACGACGAGUAUACCGGAGAGAAGAAAAAGGUGGUGAAGCGCCCGCCGGCGGCCCCAAAGCCGAAGCCUGCCGCUUCGGCCUCCACCCAGCUGAAGCCCUCCACGUCAGCCAGCACGGCUGCCACUGCCAGCACGUCCGGCCCCUCGAAGGCGAGCUCCUCGCUCGCGACUUCCAAGCCUAAGCCCCCUCCGGCCCCCGCAAGCGCUGCCCCGAUCGAAGAAGAGGACGAGGACGAAGAGGAGGACUUGAUGUCGAUGUCCCUGACGGAGCGGCUGACCCACCUGGCCAAGCAAGGCCUUCAAACCAAAAAGGCGACUCAGGAGGCAACAGCACCAGUUCCUGCGGCGGCGGCGAGCAAAGGUGCGGGCAAGCGGCCGGCUGCCAAGAAGGCCGUCAUCAGCGAGAGCAGCGAUGAGACGGACCGCGAGAGCGGCCGCGCCGUCGACAGGGCCCCGCCGGCGAAACCCCCCGCAGGCGCGGCCAAGCCCCGUGCUGCUGCCCGGAAGACGUUCCAAAUCGACAGCGACAGCGAGGAGGAAGACGCGGACCUGGCCGACAUCCCGCCGCCCAAGGCCGCACCCGCCCGCCCGGCACGGGUGCCUGCAAAGAAGAGCUACCAGAUCGAAGACAGCGAUGACGAAAGCGAUGGAGGGAGCGAGAACGAGGCCGACGAGGCAGCCCCGCCUCCCCCCGCGCCGAAACCGAAAGCAGUCGCGGCCCCGAAGCCCAAGCCCGCUGCCAAGAAGAGCUCCAAGGUGCUCAGUUCAGAGGAGUCGGACUUCGAGCCGGAGGACGAGGACUCCGACUUUGAGGAGCCCAAGCCCAAGAAGAAGCUCGCGCCGAAGAAGCUGGCGCCUCUGCCCGCCAAGGCUCCCAGGGCACCCAAACCCCCUGCAGCGGCGGGGAAGAAGCGGACGCUAGGAGCCAAGGCGCCGAAGAUUCUGAGCGACACCGAGGAGAGCCAGGCUGGCACCUCACCAAACGACGACGCAGACGUCCCGGUAGACUCUCCCGCCCGCAAGUCCCCCGACAAGAAGGUGCGCCGCAUGCGGCCGUCCCCCUUCAACAAGAAGAGCGGCUCCUUGCUGGCUGCCGCCCCGGUCACAAAGGGCCCCGCCUUGGACCUGGAGGCAGGGGCCGAUGAGGCGCCCGGGGGAGGCGGCCGCCGACCGGCACGUGCUGCGCGGAACCAGAUCAGCUACGUGGACCUGGACGGCGAGUCGGAGGAAGACGAAGCGAGCGACGAGGAGUUUUCUGAGUAGGGCGGAAAGGAAGAAGGGUUUGGUUUGAAGUUUGAAGGGCGAGUGUUUAGAGGGGUACUAGACAGCAUGUUGAGUGUGGUCGAGCAGAUGGUGCAUUCAAUGCAGAUUCAACGAGUAUUUUGUUGAAAUUUGACGGUGUUUAGUUGGCUGCAGCCAGUAAGACAGACGCUCAUUGGUGGGCUUUGAGCUUCUAGUGUCGCUAGUAGCGGGACAGUAAGAUACUCUUUGCUGUUCCGUCUUCUGAAAUGCCUGGGCAGGCAUGUUACGAGAGCAACGACGCAGCAUAUUUAGUCUGCGCAAGGCAUCACAAAAGACACUCGAUGAAGUCAUGCACUUCUCCCUUGUAUUCACUGCGCUGCAUUUUGGAAGUCGAC
This is a messenger RNA of Klebsormidium nitens, 5468 nucleotides long. The record is from the annotation of a GenBank genome assembly. Lineage: Eukaryota; Viridiplantae; Streptophyta; Klebsormidiophyceae; Klebsormidiales; Klebsormidiaceae.